Molecule: messenger RNA, 1002 nt
Organism: Sordaria macrospora k-hell
Lineage: Eukaryota; Fungi; Ascomycota; Sordariomycetes; Sordariales; Sordariaceae
Source: RefSeq, a predicted model, not a curated record
AUGGGCUCUAACAACGCCUACGGCGGCGAAGAGGAGAUCAACGUCCUGAUCACCGGCUUUGGUCCCUUCAAACAAGAAUACCCCCACAACCCAUCCUGGGAAAUUGCCUCCCGCCUGCCCGCCGUCCUCCCCUCCCUGCGCGCCAAACAGCCUUCCACCGUCAAACCGCCCUUCAUUCCUCGCGUCAACCUGUACGUCCACCCGAAACCGAUCCACGUAGCCUACAAAACCGUUCGCGAGCUGGUGCCUAAACUGUGGGCUCGCAACUUUGCCGAUUCCUCCUCUGCGCCCACCACUGCAGAAACAACUUCCGAAGAAGAGCAGGAGGCCCCUCGAAAAUCCAAAUAUGACUUCGCAAUUCACAUCGGCAUGGCGGGUCCUCAACCACGCUGGGCAAUCGAGCGCUUAGCUCACCGCGACGGAUACGCCCUGCGGGACGUGGACGGGGAGUUUUUGCGAGAUAAGGAUAAUCAGCUUAGGGACGAUUGGGUGUGGAAGGGGUGUCCGACGGAGCUGAGGACGGAUUUGGAUUUGGAUGUGAUUCUGAAAAAGUGGAGGGGGUAUGCGCCUCCUGAGUUCCAGCAGAGCUCCAGUCACGGUACCGAUGGGGCUGGGGAUAAGGCUGGGGCUAUAAAUGGGACAGAAGGUAAAGGGAGGGGUGGAGGAGAUGGAGGUAAAGCGAAGGGGCAGGGGCAGAAUGGAAGUAAAGAUGGUACCGGGGCAGCCAAAUGGUAUGGCAACGACAUCAAAGGCGCCAAGGGGGAUAAGCUGGUGAUCAGUGAAGAUCCGGGGAGGUAUCUUUGCGAUUUCAUCUACUAUAGCAGCUUGGCGGAGCUGUACAAGCAUAAGGCCGAGAGGAAGGUGGUGUUUUUGCAUGUGCCGUGUGAGAUGGGCAGGGAUGGGGAGUAUGUGAGGAUUGGACAGGAAUUGGUGUUGGGGUUGGUGAGGAGUGUGGCGGAGUGGCUGGUUGAUGAGAAGAAGAGGAGGGGUGGUUUGAGGUGA